AUGUUCGUCAGGACGGAGACCGCCUUUGCGUAUACGAAGCUGUUUUCCGUAUGUAAGCAACGGUGCCAAGAAAUUUUGGACCUACGGUUUGGCGCAUUGGACCACUCCACUUCAGUUGCGAACGCUUUCCAGACAGUCUGGUCGGAGAUCAAGCUUCUCGACUGCUGGCCCCAUCUCGACCGGAAUUCUCGGAAGAAGAAAGGGUUGCUUGCAGAGCACGACCGCUACAACGACAUCAUCAAGCGCCAGAUCGAUUAUUUGAGUAAAUCGCGCUCGAAGCAGCAAUUCGAGGGGAUUUCUGCACUCAUUACUCAAAAUUGGGACGACCUUGGUGAAGGCGAGUAUGCGGCGUGGCUGGACACGGAAUAUCUUACAAAGCCGUGGGAACUGUUGUUCUAUACGACCAGCUACGUUCCAGGAAUUCUUCCGAACCAGAAUACGAUUGCAUCGCACCACCCCAGCAUCAAAACUACUGCAGUGAAUCAGCUGCGGGUUUCAACAGGGCAUGUACUUGCGUCGACUCUACCAAAAAUCCUGGUCGAGUGCGCGAUGGAAAUCGGGUCGGAGCCUAUCCAGCACUUGGCCGCUAGACCAGUUUCUGCAGAGGUUCUAGAAGCUGGUGUACUCCUCUGCAACGACGACAACCACUUCCCGACUCACAAACGCAAGACGUGCAGAGCUAUCCGCAACAUCCAGGCGUAUUAUUUCAACCAGAGAUACUACAUCGUCCGUGGCGACAAUGUGCAUGGAUUGAAGGUGAACGCGAGCCGAACAAAGACCUAUGAGAGCUCGCUCAGCGGAUCCCUCAAGAGUGAUGAAAUUGUGGAGAAUGUCCAGCUUCGAUACCUCUCACUGCACAAGAUGACGGUGUUGGAUCGACUUCCGUAUGAGCACGACUGGUACUCUCCGUUGUGGCCCUGGAGGAGAUCAACACCAUCAGAAAAAAGUUCAGGUGUGACUGCAAAGAUUUCUACCAGACGGGGUAGCUGUGUGCUCAUGUACUAG
Molecule: messenger RNA, 1005 nt
Organism: Phytophthora sojae
Lineage: Eukaryota; Oomycota; Peronosporomycetes; Peronosporales; Peronosporaceae
Exons: 1
Coding region: 1-1005 (334 amino acids)
Source: RefSeq, a predicted model, not a curated record